This is a messenger RNA of Penicillium antarcticum, 738 nucleotides long. RefSeq lists its product as uncharacterized. The transcript has 3 exons. The record is from RefSeq and is a predicted model, not a curated record. The coding region runs from base 1 to 738 and encodes 245 amino acids. Gene Ontology annotation, biological process: attachment of spindle microtubules to kinetochore. Gene Ontology annotation, cellular component: spindle microtubule; DASH complex. Lineage: Eukaryota; Fungi; Ascomycota; Eurotiomycetes; Eurotiales; Aspergillaceae.
AUGUCUCUUCUCAGUUCCCACCUGGAGCAGAUUACACUCUCCUCCAAUGCUAUUGCCGAUUUGCCGUUCCCUUCCCCGCGGAUUUUCACUACUGCGCUGCUAGGAUCCCACGAUAUAACAGCCCUGAUCCGAGACACAGAAGCCCAUGAGCGGGCUCUUUUCCAAAUUGAUCCCUCCUCCAAGGCUCAUGGACACAAACGCGCCGCACGACGCGGGACUAUGUUCCCCGCCGAGCCUGAAAACGAGUCGAUGGCCAGCCGAAUCUAUUCAGCACGGAAUAAUCGCAACCAGUCUGCUGUAGCAAAAGUCCUUGGUCAUGAUAUGAUGGAAGAGAUCAAGCGGUCUGCGGGCACCUCAACCCGAGGACCCCGCGGUGAGGUCAACAUUGAAGUUCUUCUUAGAGGUGCUGAGAUCCUGUGCAAUGUUUAUCCCGUUACUGGAGCGCAGGAAAAGAUCUCCAGCCUCCGCUAUCGUCAUGAGCUUGUUACGGAGUCUAUAGCUCAGCUAGAAGACCGGGUCGCGACCAAUACAGCGGCACUGGAUCAAAUGAGGCACUCUUAUGAAGAUGACGAAGAUGACUUGGUGCCAGCGUCAACUGCGCAGCCGGAGACUCCAGAUAUCACUGAUGAGGAUAUCGAGCGAGAGAUGGCUGAAAUCCGAGACCUGGAACGCAGGAAGCGUACUCUGGAACAGCGAGUUGCAGGCAUGGAUCAAGACCUAGGAGGUCUGCUUGGUUGA